AUGUCGACUAAUCAAAUGCUAGCUACAAAACAAGAAACAAAGACAGUUAUUACUACUGAACAAUCGCAAAAAUUGAUGCAAACAAUGUUAACAAUGUCAUUUGGUUGUUUAGCAUUUCUUAGAGGUUUAUUCCCAGAUGAAAAUUUUGUUGAUCAAAGAUUUGUUCCCGCAAAGAGUGAAAAAUAUUAUAAUAAAAAUUUAACAAGUCAUGUUAACUCAAUUAAGAUUAAAACUUUAGUUCGUGGUAAAUCAACUGAUGUUAAUUUAUUAUUAGAUUGGUUAGAAAAAGGUGUGUUUCAAUCAAUUAAAUUAGAAUAUUUAAAGACUUUAAGUUUAGGAAUUUAUUUAAAUGAAAAUGAUCCAACUAAUCUUUGUGAAAAUUAUAUUUUUAAUUUUGAAUAUUUUAAAGAUAAUUCAGUUCAAUUAAAAUUAGAUUCAAAUUCAAAUAUUGAAAAUAAUUUUUCGCAAUUUAAUGAUGAUAACAAUAAUACAUCAAUAUCUUUAUUAGAUUCAAGAAAAAUGGCUCAACAAUUAAUGAGAAGAUUUAUUAUUAUUACACAAUCUUUAGAACCAUUACCUCAAAAGAAAUUUUUAUCCAUGAGAUUAUUAUUUAAUGAUAAUGUUAAAGACGAUUAUCAACCUGAUUUUUUUAAAGAUGCUUCCUUUGAUAAGAGAGCAACUUUAAAAAUACCGAUUGAUACUUCAUUAUCAACCUUUGCUGCCGGAACUUUAAAUACAAAUCAUCAUAAUUUAAAGUUAAAUGUUUAUUCAACUACAUUUGACGAUGAAACUUUAAAUGAUAAUGAACUAAAUACAUUGAAAGAAGAAAAAAAAUUUAUGAUAAUUGAUCCAUUUGAAAUUGAUGCAGAAACUGAUACUAAUAUUUUACAACAGAAAGUUUUACAUAAUUCUCAAAGUCAAACAACUAAUAAUUUAGGAAAAUUUCUACAUUCCACUCAACCAACAGUGGAAGAGACUCAAAUUUUAAUGAAAGAUUCAAUGAAAAAUGUAUCUGACAUGAAUUCAAAAAAUAAAAUUAAUUGUGAUUGUAAUGGGUUUUGUCAUAUAACGGCAACGUCAAUUAAACAUUGUAAAAAAUGUGGUAAAACACUUCAUGGUAUAUGUUAUGGUAAUUAUUAUAAAGAGAAAGUACCAACAUGUUUUAAUUGUAUUCUUGGUAAAUCGUUUGAUUAUUCGUCAAAUGAUUUCAAAGAUUUAAUGGCUGCAAGAAAAUGUUUUAGAUAUUUGGUUAGACUCCAAAAGAUACCAACUAGUAUUUCUGCUAUUAUUGAUGUUUUAGUUGUGGAUGAACCAAUUACAGAAGAAAUAAAAGAAAGGUUUGCAUUUGUUUUCUCAUUAUUCUUACAUGAUGAAAUAAUCAUUAUCAAUGAUGAACCGGGACAUAAAUCUCUUUCUUCUUCUGUAAGAUGUAGGUCUGCAUCAAUGAGUUUUGAUUUACCAAAUAUAAAAUCACCAUUCGCUACGGUGAUUGACCCAAAUAAAACUUAUUUUAUUAAAUUUGUUAGUAAUACCGAUAAUGCACAUUCUUGUUAUGGAGAUGUUAUCCCAGAAAAUAUCAAACAAGUGAAUCAUUGGUUACAUGAAAUUUCAGAACUCAGAGAUAAAAUAAUUGAUAAUUUACCAGAUUCAUGUGAUAUAACCAAAUUAGUUGUUAAUGAUACAGAUACACAAGAUAUGAUAAGUAUAGGAGGACGAAAGAGAAAAAAUUUAGAUUUAGAUGAAUAUUUACAUGAUGAACAAAGUUCAAUUAUCAAUGAUAUAUUACCUUCUAAGUUCUUCCCACCCAAGAAGUUUCAAAAAAUUAGUGUCUCAAAGAAAUCUUUAAAAAGUGACUGGUAA
Messenger RNA from Maudiozyma saulgeensis, 1860 nucleotides. The record is from the annotation of a GenBank genome assembly. Lineage: Eukaryota; Fungi; Ascomycota; Saccharomycetes; Saccharomycetales; Saccharomycetaceae.